Messenger RNA from Trichosurus vulpecula (common brushtail), 1687 nucleotides. It is a transcript of the gene MRPL9, whose product is annotated as mitochondrial ribosomal protein L9. The transcript is spliced from 7 exons. NCBI's taxonomy places the organism in Eukaryota, Metazoa, Chordata, Mammalia, Diprotodontia, Phalangeridae. Gene Ontology annotation, biological process: translation. The record is from RefSeq and is a predicted model, not a curated record. Gene Ontology annotation, cellular component: mitochondrion; ribosome. Bases 487 to 1221 code for a protein of 244 amino acids. Gene Ontology annotation, molecular function: structural constituent of ribosome.
AUCCGCCUGUCUGUCCGAGCCUAACGGUGGUCCGGCCCUCUGAUCGUAGGUGGGCUCUCUCCUCCCCUGACCGUGACUAAUGCAUGGGAGGCCCCUUCCUCGCUGGGGAGAGGCUCUGCGUCCCGAGGCCGGACACCUGGAGUCCAGCUCUCCUGACUCCUUGCUCUGAGCUGGGUCUGGGUUGUGUCUCUUUGGUCUGUGUUCAGUCAUGCUGCUUCUGUCGCUCCUGCUAGAACUGUGGCCCCCAAACCUGAACGGGGCUUUGCCAGGAAACCCCGUCCUCGGUUCCCUAGCUCUUAGGUGAUUUGGCUCCGCGCUUCCCAAGGCCCCUUCCAGCCACAAACUCUGGGGAGACCAGGCCAACUGCCUGUCUCCGCACGCGCAGGCGCAGUAAGUUCUGGCUCAGGCGCGUCUCCAUGUGGCCCGCGCCGGGGUCCUUUCUCUCUGCCCGUCGCCGGCUCCCUUCUCUCCUUCGUCUCCGAGGCCAUGGCGCUGAGACUCGGUCGGGUGCUGCUGGCUGCGGGCGAGGGGCUGCUGCCCCGGCUCGGAGCCAGAACUCCCGGCCUGGAGCGUAAUUUUGGCCUCUCUCACAGCUGGAACACAGUGAUCGUGGAGCGCUGGUGGAAGGUCCCACUGGCCGCCGAGGGCCGGAGGCCGCGUCUGCGCCGGCGGCACCGAGUCUACCGGCUGGUGGAGGACACCCAGUGGCAGCCGCAGGGGACCAUGGAGCUCAUCCUGACUCAGACUGUGGAGGGCCUCGGAAUUCGAGGCAACACUGUCACAGUGAAGAAGUCACUGGGCCGGAAUAAACUGCUUCCUCAGGGUCUGGCUGUGUACCCAUCACCAGAGAACAAGAAGAUGUUUGAGGCAGAGAUCCAGUUGCGGCAGGAAGGGAAGCUGGAGAAGCUCCAGACCAAGACUGGUGUGACGACAGUGAAAUUCUUGAAGAGCUGCCACCUGGAAGUGGGAAUGAAGAAUAAUGUCAAGUGGGAGCUAAACCCCGAAAUUGUGUGCCGCCACUUCUUCAGAAAUCUUGGAGUGGUAGUAUCCCCACAUGCCCUAAAGUUACCUGAAGAGCCAAUCACAAGGUGGGGCGAGUACUGGUGUGAGGUGACGGUGAAUGGGCUUGACACGGUGAGGGUCCCCAUGUCUGUGGUGAACUUUGAGAGGCCCAAGACCAAGAGAUACAAGCAUUGGUUAGCCCAGCAAGCUGCCAAGUAAAUGGUACCUACCAGUAAAGAACUUCUCUUUCCACCUAUGGCAAUCAGAUACCCUCCAGACCCCUGUUCUGGAAUCAGUGGAGCAAAGAUAGAUCUACACUUGAUCUUGCUUCCCUUCCUGUGACUUAUUUGGGGUCUGAGUGUAAGAAGGGCAUCGGAGAGAACACCAUAUCACUUGCCCUCUGUUUGCCACUUAUGUCAUCGAUGUUUCCAGUGCCUUUCACUUUCCAUCCACUGUCCUUACUGAAGACCUGCUUAGCAAGCACUGAAGUCAGUAGAUGUGAUAAGGAUUGGAAUUUACCAUGGGGCAUCUUCCAAACUGAGAGUCAGGGCGAGCCCCUCCGAAUGAAUGGAAAUGAAAGUCCUAACUAGCGUCUUCAGGAUCUGUCCAUUCUUUGUGGGCCACACAUGGCCCACUACCUGCAUCACAAUCAUCAAUAAAGAGACUGUGCCCUUUGGAGGUGUGA